Messenger RNA from Sphenostylis stenocarpa, 741 nucleotides. The record is from the annotation of a GenBank genome assembly. Lineage: Eukaryota; Viridiplantae; Streptophyta; Magnoliopsida; Fabales; Fabaceae.
AUGUGGCCACCGUGGCUUAAUUCACCGAACCGGUUCCGCAACGCUCCAUCACCGUCACCCUCGUCAUCGCCGUUGCAUUCUCGAACUCGCAACUUAAGCUUCUCCUGUUCAUCUUUCAAAGACAUUCAGAGCCUCCUCCAAGAAAAGCCUGAAUCCGGCCCCGCCGCUCCCAAAUCUCCGUCGCUCUUCCGCCGCGUCCGGAUCUCCACCGCCGUCCUCCGCGCCUGGGGAGCCUCGCGCGCCACCGUCCCGGCCGCCCUCCCGCCUGGCCUCGACCAAGGCGUCGUUGUCUACUUCACCAGCCUCCGCGUCGUCCGCCGCACCUUCGAUGACUGCCGCGCCGUCCGAUCCAUUCUCCGCGGCCUCCGCGUUGCAGUUGACGAGCGCGACGUCUCCAUCGACGACCGCUUCCGCGACGAGCUCCACGCUGUCCUCGACCGCCGCAACAACCUCGCCCUGCCACGCGUCUUUGUCGGCGGAGUCUACGUCGGCGGCGCUGAGGACGUCCGCCAGCUCCACGAGAGUGGCGAGCUCCAUCGGCUCAUCGAACGGCUUCCGCGCACGAAUCAAAACGCUUGCGACUGCUGCGGAGGCUUCAGAUUCGUAGUGUGCGAUGAGUGCAACGGAAGUCACAGAAUCUUCACCGAAAAAAACGGAUUCCGAAGCUGUUCGUCCUGCAAUCCCAACGGUUUGAUUCGCUGCCCUGCAUGCUUCUUUGUGCACCCGCGCCACACCAAAUAA